Molecule: messenger RNA, 4118 nt
Organism: Anopheles stephensi (Asian malaria mosquito)
Lineage: Eukaryota; Metazoa; Arthropoda; Insecta; Diptera; Culicidae
Gene: Kal1
Product: anosmin-1
Exons: 5
Coding region: 1145-2746 (533 amino acids)
Biological process (GO): neuron differentiation
Cellular component (GO): extracellular region; cell surface
Molecular function (GO): protein binding; peptidase inhibitor activity
Source: RefSeq, a predicted model, not a curated record
CGCACAAAAAGGCUUCAUUCUGCCAUCGACAUCGUGGCCUCGCGGUUGUGUGUCCGUCCGUCUGCACGCGGUUGUUGUUGUUGUUGUAACAGUGCCACCCGUUUGAGAGGUUGGUUGUGUGCGGUAUCGCCGAAAGCCUUCUUCCACCGUGGGGUGUAAUUCCUGCGCGAUGGAUAAUUAGGUGUCGGUUGCAGACGACGGCCGAUAAGGAUCGGAAGCGGGCGGGUUUCUUUCUUUCGAGAGCCCAAAGUGCGGAAGUGUCGAGUGCAUUCGAGAUGAACCCACCAAAGUUCGGGUGGCUUGUGUGGUGCCCCACAGUGAAUGGAUUCACGGCUCAUCAUCAUGGCCAAUCUUAAACGUGAGACGGUGCUCGGUAUCAAGCACGGAUAGUGUGACAUUGCAAUCGAGCGCUGAUCCCUCGAUGCAGCAGUAUUAGCACAGCGAAGAGAAAACCCCCGUUGGAAGUGCAUGUGCAUGGGGGGUGUGUGUGUGUGCGUGUGGUGAACCAACAGAAACGGCCAUCCCGGGUCCUUGUUUGAAAGUGUGUAAAGUGUGUGUCCUCUUCAGGGCAGAUUGCUAUAAACAAAAAGCCACCACGUUAAUUGCAGUGUGUACUUACGGUCGUUUCGAAGUGUUUUGCCUUGCGUUCCGAGACCACCGGGGACCGGACCUGCAUACUUUCUACGCUGGUGCUGGCGGCCGCCCGUUUACGCAACCCAUAAACGAUAAACUGCGCUCGGUCGUGAAAGCAGUCGGCGGGUGAGUGAUGCCGUUGAAAAGUGCAUGCCCGUGAGGAUCGAUCGAGAUGCACGCGCGUGUGUGUGAACCUACGAGUCAUGUAGUGUCGAUUUAUUGAAGAAUUGAAGAAUCGUUCCCUUAAGUGCUUCCUGAUUCCCUGAUGGUGGGUAAAUAGUGGGGAAAAAAAAAGAAAAAUCGCAGCGCAACGUGUUGUGUGCGUCUCCAGUUUUCAGUGGGGCGAGAAUCCACAAUUCGCUCGGACCACACACACACGCGAAGGGGGCCGAAAUUGCGGCUCCAAUGCAAUAGCAUCAGCAUCGAGCAGCGAAAAGCCGCGUUGCAGUGUUGUGCAGUGCAGUGCCCGUAAAGAAACCAACGAGAACGCCACCCGCCUCAGUAGGUCAAGAUGCACCAAGGCAAAGCGAGUCUGCUAAAGCUAGCGAUCGUUCAACACGUCUGCCUCUACCUACCAUUGGUUGUGCUCGCCACUAGCAUCGUCAGCAUGAACGAUAAUCUACUGACCGCGAGGUGUCGUUCGAACUGUAUCUACGACGAAAAAUGCUACAACGUGUGCAUGAUCAACUUUCUGGAAAACGCGACGUACAAAAAGUAUGGCCACUGUCCACCGAAGCCACCCACCAAGCUGGAUAGCCUGUGCCUCAACACCUGCGACGGGUUGGACUACAAGUGUCCCGGUGUGGAGAAGUGUUGCGAGCACUCGUGCGGCCACAGCUGCCAGAGUCCGUACGGGUUGGAGCGUGUGGCCGGCCUUCCACCCAUACCGACGCACGUCCAGCUGGUGGAGAUGGGCCGGUUCUACCGUACCGCCCAGAUCCAGUGGGACAUGAAGGUGGAGAGCGAGCAGAGCCCGACGUACUACAUCACCGAGUCACGGUUUCACAUCGGCACCACGUACGCGGAGCACAAGAUGGAGAACGACUGGCAGAUCCACGAGCCGGACAUGGUCACGCAGUACAACCUGGGCACCGUGAAGCAGUACGUCGGUGGCAUCAAGCUGAAGCCGGGCCGGUGGUAUCAGGUACGGGUUGCCGCUGUCAACGGGAUGGGUACGCGUGGCUACUCCACACCGUCACGGCCGUUUCAGCUAAGCAAAAGGCCAAAUCCACCACAGCCACCGAAAGCUCUCACCGUCGGCUCGCUGGAGCUGACCGAAAACCGAACGUACACCUGCCGCGUGUCGUGGGAUUUGCCACGGUCCGACCUUCCCGUGGAAAAGUACAAACUCAGCUGGAGCCUCUUCCUGAACUUUACCAGCAAUCGCUCCAAAACGGACAACUCGUCACUGUUCAAGGAGAUGGCUACGAUCUCGGCCCCUACCCGCCACUACGACAUCCAGGGGCUUCUUCCGAACCGGUACUACUACCUACAGAUACAAGCGAUCAGUGUGUAUGGCAAGCGGCGCCUCAAAUCAGCUGCCAACCAUCUGCUGGUGAACACGUCCUCUGUAACACCCGGACAGGACAAGGGUCAGCCGAUCAAUCUGGACAACCUGCUGAUGGGUGAUGCCGGCUAUCGACGGCCCAAGGGUCAACCAAGCCUGAAAGAGGGUGUACAUUCUUCACCCGCUUCAGCAACCGGCGGCAGCAGCAGCAGCAGCAGCAGCAGAUCGCUCGGCAACGGGUUGCUACCGUCAUCCGGUACGUUGCGGUACCAGUUUGCGCUACGAAAGUCGGGUCUUGCGGUACGGUUGAGCUGGUCCGAGCGAGGAUACGGCCGGUAUCGGUUGCACAUGUGCCGCGGUACCCGCGAAUGCUUAACGGUGGCUCGUGGAUCGUCCAGCCCCAACAACCAGUGGCAGGACGUAGUGUUGCGACGGAAUGCGUACGAGUUUGGCAAGCUGGAAUUCAACACCCGGUAUACGGCCGGCGUACGAAUAGGGGGGCAUCGGCGCAGCACGCCCGGCUAUGACAUUGUGCGAUCGUUCGUCACUCCCAAGUGUGAAAAGUUUCGCGACCAAGAGCUGCUACCGGCAGGGUGUAACGUUUGAGGGGGGAGGGGGAGUAGCACACAAACACACAAACACACAGACACACACACACAGAGCUUAUUACAUGAUUGCAAUAGAUUUUGUCCUUUUCUGUGUUCCCAUGUUUUCCCAUGUCGCCAUCUUUGAAUACCAUAGAUCAAUUGAGCUGCCAUCGUUAGAUAUUUAAGCUAUGUUUUGUAUUCUAAGAAAGAUGUCUGGUUGAAGUAACUAAAUAUAUGUGAUUGUGAUCGUGCAAGAUGCGAUCGCUCCAUUAAGGAAGUUACCCAUCCCGCACGGUAUACUGCAUUGCAUUCGAAAUUGGUUAGCAACACGGGUCUUUAGGACAAUUAAAGUGCAACUUGGAAUCUCCUUGGUGUCAGUCCUGCGUACGGGAUUAAAAUCGAUGCACCUGGCAGGGCGGUCUUGGUUGGCUGAACUUCACAAGCUCUUCAGGAAAUAAAUCGUACUGUUCUAUGGCAACUUCUCCACUCUAAAUAUCUGUCGCGACGGACGAAGCUGGGACUGUACAGAACAUUUAUAGUCCCAGUACUCACCCCAGUCCCAGUUUAUAGUCGCAAGCCCUCUUAGCCGCGCGUUCGAGAGGAAGAUGCUCAGAAGCAUUUUUGGCCCCGUAAGUGUGUGGAAGGACAAUGGAGGAGCCACUACAAUGACGAGCUCUAUGAGCUGUAUGAUGGUCUCACCAUAGUGCAGCGCAUUAGACUCGCCAGGCUCCGGUGGGCUGGUCACGUCAUGAGAAUGACACCGGACUACCCAGCCCGUAAAGUCCUUUUAGGCCGUCCACACAGACAGAGGAGGCGUUGUAGGCCCAAAUUGAGAUGGAGUGAUCGCGUUGAUGCGUCCGCCAGAACGGCCGGUAUAGACAGACGACGGCGCUAAACCGUGAGCGGUAUCGAGGAUUGGCGCAGCAGGCCAAGACCGCAAAGCGAUUGCAGCAGGAGGGAUUCGAUGGGAAACCGGUACGGUUGCUGAAGGACACACAGUAGACACCGUCCCUAUCACACCGAGGACUCUUAUGAGGAUGCAGGACACAUCCCGGCCAUGCCGGACAGAACACAUGAUGAAAGGCUUCUUAAGCCAUUAAAUAAAUUUAGCAAGCAAGUUGAAUAGUUUGUUGCAGACGAACAUACUGUGCCCUUUAUUUAUUACAAUUUGUAUAUUUUACUUACACUUAAGCAUCUUGACAAUUUACUUUACUUCAGCUAUAAGAACGCAGUGUACACAAAGAAGCGAUUUCACAUGCAAUUCAAUCGAACGUUCAAUGCAUCGGAUUUUUGUUUGUUUGUUUGUUGUGCUUGUUUCGCAAUCUCCCGCUUGCGAUCUCACACAUGCACGACGACGGUCGGUUGCUUGAUGGGGUUGGGGGGCAACAUAA